Messenger RNA from Nicotiana tabacum (common tobacco), 609 nucleotides. NCBI's taxonomy places the organism in Eukaryota, Viridiplantae, Streptophyta, Magnoliopsida, Solanales, Solanaceae. The record is from RefSeq and is a predicted model, not a curated record.
AUGUGUGGAGACAAAUUUGGUGCUGAAUUGGAGAAAAUGCCAUUUUAUGGUACAAGAAGGAAUAGUUUUGGGCAUCGAGUGUCUAGUAAGGGAACUAAGGUCAACCAUGCUAAAGUUGAUGUGAUUGAGAAAUUGCCACCGCCCACUUCGGCAUGCCACCUUCCGGUAGAGCUCGAACAUAAAGCACUUUGGGCACUGCGGCAGCUGAAUCUGGAUAUAGAGACUGCAGGCACCAGCAGAGUCACUGAGUUACAUGAGCUCGAGGAAUUUAGGUUCCACGCUUCUGAAAAUGCCAGACUAUACAAAGAAAAGAUGAAAAUGAUCCAUGAUAAGAACAUCUUAGAUCGGAACUUCAAGCCCGGAGAUCUAGUGUUGUUAUACAACUCGAGAUUGAGGUUGUUUCUGAGUAAGUUGAAGUCUAGAUGGUCAGGACCCUUCAGAGUGGUGCAAGAGUUCUCAAGCGGAGCUGUGGAGAUUGAAUCCGAAGAUAGGAUAAACAAGUUCACGGUAAAUGGACAAAGGUUGAAACAUUACCUUGGAAUGGUCGAAGAGAAAGGGGAUAGAGAGGUGAUAACUUUGGAAGAACCCCGGUACGCGAACGAGGAGUGA